Molecule: messenger RNA, 2308 nt
Organism: Piliocolobus tephrosceles (Ugandan red Colobus)
Lineage: Eukaryota; Metazoa; Chordata; Mammalia; Primates; Cercopithecidae
Gene: SYT9
Product: synaptotagmin 9
Exons: 11
Coding region: 176-2308 (710 amino acids)
Biological process (GO): calcium-ion regulated exocytosis
Cellular component (GO): exocytic vesicle; dense core granule; plasma membrane
Molecular function (GO): SNARE binding; clathrin binding; calcium-dependent phospholipid binding
Source: RefSeq, a predicted model, not a curated record
CCGGUGGGAGGCCAGGCCGGCUGGGUCUGAGGCUCGGGAUCGGGCUCGGACCGUUUCCCGGCGGGUCCCUGGCGGUGAGCGCCGACGGCCCGGAAGCGGCGGCUCUGAGCUGGCAGGCGGAGGGCUGUCUCCUGCGCCCGCCUGCCCGGCGCGGUCCGAGGAUGCGGGGGGGGCGAUGCCCGGGGCCAGGGACGCGCUCUGUCACCAGGCGCUGCAGCUGCUGGCCGAGCUCUGUGCCCGUGGGGCCCUGGAGCACGACAGCUGCCAGGAUUUCAUCUACCACCUGCGGGACCGUGCCAGACCCCGGCUCCGCGACCCAGAUAUCUCAGUGAGCCUGCUGACCCUUGUGGUCACUGCCUGUGGUCUUGCUCUCUUUGGCGUGUCUCUCUUCGUAUCUUGGAAACUCUGCUGGGUUCCGUGGCGAGAACGAGGCCUGCCCUCUGGUAGCAAAGACAACAACCAGGAGCCUCUUAACUGCACGGACACAGAGACCAAUGAGCAGGAGAACAGUGAGGACUUCCUAGACCCUCCCACACCCUGCCCUGACUCCUCCAUGAAGAUCAGCCACACCUCCCCUGACAUUCCCCUGUCAACCCAGACGGGAGUCCAGGAGAACUGUGCCCAUGGCGUCCGCGUGCAGCGCCAAGUCACAGAGCCAACCUCGUCGGCUCGGCAUAAUUCAAUCCGAAGACAACUCAACUUGUCAAACCCGGACUUCAAUAUCCAGCAGCUUCAAAAACAGGAACAGUUGACUGGAAUUGGUAGAAUUAAACCAGAGCUAUAUAAGCAGAGGUCAUUGGAUAAUGAUGACGGGAGACGGAGUAACAGCAAGGCUUGUGGGAAACUGAACUUCAUUUUAAAAUAUGACUGUGACUUAGAACAGCUCAUAGUGAAGAUUCACAAAGCUGUCAAUUUGCCUGCCAAGGACUUUUCUGGGACUUCAGAUCCUUAUGUCAAGAUCUAUUUGCUUCCUGAUCGGAAAACAAAACACCAGACUAAAGUUCACAGAAAGACCCUGAACCCUGUGUUUGAUGAAGUGUUUUUAUUUCCGGUUCCCUACAAUGACCUUGAAGCACGGAAGCUUCACUUCUCUGUGUACGACUUUGACAGGUUCUCUCGUCAUGACUUAAUCGGCCAAGUGGUGGUGGAUCACUUCUUAGACUUGGCUGAUUUCCCCAGGGAGUGCAUCCUUUGGAAGGAUAUCGAAUAUGUCACCAAUGACAACGUGGAUCUGGGAGAGCUGAUGUUUUCCCUGUGCUAUCUUCCAACGGCUGGCAGGCUGACCAUUACCAUUAUAAAAGCAAGGAAUUUAAAGGCAAUGGACAUAACAGGAGCAUCAGAUCCCUACGUGAAAGUCUCGCUGAUGUGUGAUGGCAGACGACUGAAGAAGAGGAAAACAUCCACCAAGAGGAACACCUUGAAUCCUGUUUACAAUGAAGCCAUAGUCUUUGAUGUCCCUCCCGAGAACAUUGACCAAAUCCACUUGUCCAUAGCAGUCAUGGACUAUGACCGUGUAGGUCACAAUGAGAUCAUCGGCGUGUGUCAAGUAGGCAACGAGGCUGAGAGGCUGGGCAGAGACCACUGGAGUGAAAUGUUGUCAUAUCCUCGGAAGCCCAUUGCACACUGGCAUUCCCUGGUGGAGAUCAAGAUUCUGUGCUUCUGUGUUAAGGCUUUGGGUUGGUACUUGGAGGGCAUCUGCGUGUGGCUCAAGCCAGCACAUAUACCACAGGGCAGCAAACCAAAUCUGAAUCUCAAAGCUUGCCAGACCAGCAAAGCGCCCACUGAGAAACUCUCCAGCUCCUCUCUCCACACACCUUCACCCCCAGCCCUGGGCACCCACUUCAGCAGCUCCCCACUCAAAUUAGUCCCCCUCCUGUAUGACACUGGGCUUCUGACACUGGCUGAAUUCCUGUCAGCCAUUGUCUCCAGUCCUGGGGCUCUCAGUGUCUCCAGAUACUCACAUGGGAUGAGAGAUCAGUAUGAACUUAUCUUCCUGGGGGAGGAAGAGGGGUUUCCAGCUGCAACGAGAGAGCAGCGUGCAGUGACAGUGAAGCACCAGGAUGUAGAACAAUGCUGCAAGAACACAUUCCCUGAGAGGCACUGUCUAUACAGUGGGGCCCUGGGGAAGUCUCCUCUUUGUGAGCUGACUCUUCCAGAUGGCUGUACUAGUCCUCUGGCUGGUGUCUGGGCUCAGACCAUCCUACCCUACGGCCCACAGCACGUGGUUCCUGUGCUGAAGUUACUAAAAAGCCCAGUUCUUGUAGCUGGCAUAGGACUGGUCACAAGACUGGCUUUUGCCCUGGCAUAA